ACCAAGAUACGAAACGGCGUACGCUUGCGAAGGGAAGACCCUCAAGAUCGGCUGCAGCGAGGGUUCCGUCAUCCACCUCAUCAGGGCGAACUAUGGAAGGUUCUCGAUCACGAUCUGCAACGACCAUGGGAACAUCGACUGGAGUGUCAACUGCAUGUCCACCAGGAGUUUGCGGGUUUUACAUAGCAGAUGUAGCAUGCACCAGAACUGCAGUAUAUUGGCCAGUACGAACGUCUUCGGGGAUCCAUGUCCAAACACAUUGAAAUAUUUAGAAGCGCACUACCAAUGUGUACCAGCCUCAACAACAAGCACAACCAACCGCCCAUCACCACCCUGGCUGAUCACCUCCCAGCCGACAGUCUGGCGGUCUACCGCUGCUCCAGUGCCGAAGAACCCGGUCCAGGUCCAGCAGGGGGAAAGGAAGAAGCCCACUGUCAUAACACCGCCGACUUUUAGGCCGCAUAUCACUCUGCCGCCAGAGGUGAAGCUGGGAGAUCUUGGGACUAAGAAGUCGACUACCCGCCAACCGGACUCCUCGUCAGAAAGGGAUCCACCCCAAGCCCCUCGGGAGACGGUGCCGGACGUGAAGGAGGAACCAAAGGCAGCGGAGACUGACAACCCUAGAAACGACAAGCCCAACAAAGAAGAUGAGAAUGUGGUGACAGAAGAGACAAUGCAGUGGCCAGUCAAGGACGAAGACUCGGACUCGUCCCCGCCAGUACAAGAACCGCCGAAGGAAAGCAGACCUGAAGACACUGAUGAUGACUUCGACAAGGCUUUCUCCACCAACCCAACACCUUUAGGGAGGCGGGCGUAUUGUCCCCAAGUCACAGCCAGGGGUCUGGAAUGGAACUGGACCCUGGCUGGUUCAUACGCGCUCCAGCCCUGCCCCGGCGGUGCUACGGGCCUUGCCCGGUGGAAGUGCACCCUAACUCCCCACCACUUCACGGAGGAAGACAAGCGGACGCCAAGGAGACGAGGUCCAGGUCUGCAGUCUGGGGAGAACUACCACGACCUGGGAUUAGACCAGCCGAUGGGACAGGCCUUGGAUAGGCAGCUCCAGCUGAUCAGGAGACUGGGGUCGGAAGCUUUGUUGAAAGGCCGCGAUGGCGAUAUCCCAGAGCACCUCAUAGACUACCGAGGGGGCGCCAGCCUGCCCGACGCCCAGGCCUCCAGCCAGCACCCUUCCACUGUGUCUGACUUCGCUUAUCCCGACGCCAUACCAGAGUGGUUUGGAUCAACUCCAGACCUCAGCGAGUGUCGCUCAGUCUGGCUCAACAGUUUGGAGGCGAGGGUCAGGGAGGGAGAAUCACUGCUCAGCAUCAGCAAUGAUUUGGCUCAGGUGACCUCCUCGAAGACACUAUACGGCGGCGACAUGAUGACCACCACCACCAUAAUGAAGAAGCUGGCCCAGCGCAUGUCCCACAACGUCCAGACCUUCCCGGACCCACGGCAGAGAGAAGCCAUCGUCACAGAUAUGCUGCUUGGGGUUAUUAAGACUGGAUCAAAUCUUUUAGAAGAAAGCCAGCGUGCCUCCUGGGCAGACCUCAGUGCGGAUGCUCAGAACCGAGCGGCCAGCGCACUCCUCACUCAACUGGAAGAAAACGCCUUCUUACUGGCAGACGCUGUGACCAAAGAGAAAACCAUCUUGCAAGUCGUGAAGAAUAUCUGUCUGUCAGUGAGGGUGUUGGAAGUCAAGAAUGUUGAAGACGAAACCUUUCCAUCUCUUAUCACGCAGGACCAGUGGAAAGCUUCUGAGGACACCAUCACCAUACCCAAAGCUGCUUUACUUG
Molecule: messenger RNA, 1793 nt
Organism: Ostrinia furnacalis (Asian corn borer)
Lineage: Eukaryota; Metazoa; Arthropoda; Insecta; Lepidoptera; Crambidae
Product: latrophilin Cirl-like
Exons: 12
Cellular component (GO): membrane
Molecular function (GO): carbohydrate binding; G protein-coupled receptor activity
Source: RefSeq, a predicted model, not a curated record